UCUCGCCCUCUCUCUUCCUCCUCCGAAAAAAGAAGGAAAAACAAAAAAAAUCCUUAAAAAAAAAAUGGGAGGGAGCAAGAACAAAUCCCAAGGAUUAGGUCGAGCUCUGAUCCGCCAUCACAAUCAACAAGUCCAGCAAUCCAAGGAGCGGAGCAAAUCCCUGCGUCAGCAGAGUCGGGUUCUCGAGUCCAUCACCGACGUCACCGACAUCGACGCCGUCUUAGAGCGGGCCGAGGAGGCCGACCGCCUUUACUCUGCUGACAACCCCGCCCCCAAUCUCCUCAUCAACCUGGAUUCGGAUGGGGGGACGUCGGCUGAUGAGAGGAGGAGGCUGCAAAGGGAAGAGGAAGCUCUGCAUGCUGGGAGCCUUCGAGUUCCUCGCAGGCCGCCAUGGAAUGCCAGGAUGUCGCUCGAGGAGCUUGACACUAAUGAGAGGCGAGAGUUUUUAGUGUGGCGCCGAAAUCUUGCAAAACUUGAGGAGAAUGAGAACCUUGUCCUUACUCCUUUUGAGAAGAACCUGGAUAUUUGGCGACAACUUUGGCGAGUGCUUGAAAGAAGUGACCUAUUGGUGAUGGUUGUUGAUGCUAGGGACCCAUUGUUUUACCGGUGUCCUGAUCUUGAGGCAUAUGCACGUGAAAUUGAUGAGCACAAGAAAACUUUGCUUCUUGUUAAUAAGGCUGAUCUUUUGCCAUUAACUGUGAGACAAAAAUGGGCAAACUACUUCGACGCUCAUGGAAUUCUCUUUCUAUUUUGGUCUGCGAAAGCUGCCUCCGCUUCUCUCGAAGGCAAAUCAUUGAUCAGCUUAAAUGAAUCUCCUGGUAGUGAAGUUGCAGAUACGAAGAUCUAUGGCAGAGACGAGCUCUUGGCUCGAUUACAAGCCGAAGCAGAGGCAAUUGCAUCCCUUAGAAAGGUUCCAAACAAAAAUGAAACUCAUGGAAGCAGUUCUUCAGCAUCGAAGCACGUAGUUGUGGGCUUCGUUGGCUACCCUAAUGUAGGAAAGAGCUCAACGAUUAACGCUUUGGUUGGCGGAAAGAGGACGGGAGUCACCUCGACCCCUGGAAAAACAAAGCACUUCCAAACGCUCAUCAUAUCCGAUGAGCUGAUGCUCUGUGACUGCCCGGGUCUAGUCUUCCCUUCAUUUUCCAGCUCCAGAUACGAAAUGAUCGCGUCAGGAGUGCUGCCUAUAGACCGAAUGACUGAGCACAGAGAAGCUGUUCAAGUUGUAGCAAACCGAGUCCCACGACAAAUCCUCGAGAAUGUAUAUCACAUCACUUUGCCAAAGCCAAAAGCUUAUGAAUCACAAACAAGGCCACCAUCGGCUUCAGAGCUUCUGAGAACUUACUGUUCAUCUCGUGGGCAUGUAAGCUCUAGUGGUCUCCCUGAUGAAACAAGGGCAGCUCGUCAAAUUUUGAAAGAUUUCAUCGACGGGAAGAUUCCACACUAUGAACUGCCCCCAGGAACAAUCAAUGAUGAACUGGGAAAUGAAUCGGAUGCAAGCGAUUCAGACGAGGAAGUACUAGAGGAACCGAGCUUGGAUCAGGCGUUGGAUGAUCUCGAGUCCUUUGAGUUGUCUGGUGGAGUGUUGGGCAAAACUGCUGCUAGAGCUAAGAAGAAGAAUGUGGGGGAAAGUUACAAGCAUCAUAAGAAGCCACUGAGGAAGAAAGAUAGAUCGUGGAGAGUUGGGAAUGAUAAUGGUGAUGGGAUGCCUAUAGUAAGAGUGUUUCAGAAGCCUGCUGUUAAUUUCGAUGCCAUAAAAGCUUCCAAUUUGAACUGAGGACUGUCAAUUAAAAUUGUGUAUCGUUUGAUAAAAGGUGACUUGUUUCUGGUACCAUCUGUGGCUUGUUAAGCUGUUUCAAUGAUGUACAGUAUGUGAUCAUGGUAUUAUUGUCUUCCUGGCCAUUGUAAUUGGGGUUUUUACGUUAAAAUCACAUUUACUUUUAUCAAAAUUGUUGCCUACCA
Molecule: messenger RNA, 1959 nt
Organism: Asparagus officinalis (garden asparagus)
Lineage: Eukaryota; Viridiplantae; Streptophyta; Magnoliopsida; Asparagales; Asparagaceae
Product: GTPase LSG1-2-like
Exons: 7
Coding region: 65-1774 (569 amino acids)
Cellular component (GO): cytosol
Molecular function (GO): GTP binding; GTPase activity
Source: RefSeq, a predicted model, not a curated record